This is a messenger RNA of Funneliformis mosseae, 457 nucleotides long. The record is from the annotation of a GenBank genome assembly. Lineage: Eukaryota; Fungi; Glomeromycota; Glomeromycetes; Glomerales; Glomeraceae.
AUGGAAGAUUCACCGGUUAAUGCGGCACAUGCUUUUGCAAAUGCAGCAGAAGAAUUAAAAGAAAAGGAACAAUGGGGACAAGCGAUGCAAGCUCAUUUCCGUGCCGCUGAACAAUUUGCCUUGGCGAUAAAUUAUACGUCUGAUCCAGAGGCAAUUCGAUCAUUAAAAAUUCAAUACACUGAUCAAACUCGGCAAGGGAAGGAAGUACAACGUCGAUUGGCUAAACAAGCGCCACCGCAAGAAAAAUCAAGUCCCUCAUCAUCAAAUCGUACUAGGAGGCCAUCUUCAUCCACGAGUUCAAAGUCCAGUGUUAAUAAUCCACAGGUGAAAAAUAAAUCUGAACAACGGAAUCAACAAAAUCAACCUACGCUAUCUACUCAGCCAGCAGUUAACUCGGGUAUACUUCAGAUAAACUCCAGUUCAGAUGAUAGGUUAUCAUCCGAUUUCUUAAAACCUA